Molecule: messenger RNA, 3607 nt
Organism: Spodoptera frugiperda (fall armyworm)
Lineage: Eukaryota; Metazoa; Arthropoda; Insecta; Lepidoptera; Noctuidae
Gene: Pfk
Product: ATP-dependent 6-phosphofructokinase
Exons: 15
Coding region: 182-2530 (782 amino acids)
Biological process (GO): canonical glycolysis; fructose 6-phosphate metabolic process; fructose 1,6-bisphosphate metabolic process
Cellular component (GO): cytoplasm; 6-phosphofructokinase complex
Molecular function (GO): AMP binding; ATP binding; monosaccharide binding
Source: RefSeq, a predicted model, not a curated record
GAUUCAUUAAAGAUUUAUCGCAAUGAUUGGUUCCAUCUCUAUCUCAAAUCUCAACAUCUCCAGAGCAAUGACAUUUGCUUGUCAUGUCAUUCAAAGGUCACCUUGGUGAAGUUCAGAUUUUGAAUUUUGUGAUUUUGUUAAAUUUUUUUCGGUGUCGGGUUAAAUUGUAAAAUUAAAAACGAUGGAAGCUGCUACGACCCAGAGAUUUAUUGGGCGCGGGUCCCACAAGGGGAAGGGCCUGGCAGUGUUCACCAGCGGUGGUGACUCCCAGGGUAUGAACGCUGCAGUGCGUUCAGUAGUGCGAAUGGGUAUUUACCUUGGCUGCAAGGUAUACUUUAUUCGGGAAGGAUAUCAAGGGAUGGUCGACGGAGGUGAUAACAUUGAGGAGGCAAACUGGUCUUCUGUCAGUUCAAUCAUUCAUAAAGGUGGCACUAUUAUUGGAUCAGCUCGAUGCAUGGAGUUCAUAAAGCGAGAAGGCCGUCUUAAAGCUGCCUACAACUUAGUAACUCGUGGUAUCACCAACUUGGUGGUGAUUGGUGGUGAUGGUUCCUUGACUGGUGCCAAUUUGUUCCGUGAGGAAUGGUCGAGCCUGCUCGAUGAACUACUUGCCAACAAUAAGAUUACCAAAGACCAGAGAGAGAAAUACAAGUACUUGCACAUUGCUGGAAUGGUGGGUUCCAUUGACAAUGACUUCUGUGGUACAGACAUGACAAUAGGCACAGACUCAGCCUUGCACCGCAUCAUCGAAGCUAUUGAUGCUAUUGUAAGCACUGCAUACUCCCAUCAGAGAACAUUUAUUAUGGAAGUCAUGGGCAGACAUUGUGGUUAUCUGGCAUUAGUGGCCGCUCUGGCGAGCGAGGCAGAUCAAGUAUUCAUUCCUGAGGACCCUGUUCCCAAUAAUUGGGUUGAAAAGCUUUGCAAAAGAUUGGCUCAGGAAAGGAAAUCUGGCCAGCGUCUGAACAUUAUCAUUGUAGCUGAGGGUGCUAUUGACCGCGAAGGUAAGCCUAUCACGGCGGAGCUGGUGAAGAAAGUUGUGGUGGACAAUCUGCAGCAGGACACGCGUAUCACUGUGCUGGGUCAUGUACAGCGUGGAGGAUCACCUUCAGCUUUCGAUAGGAUCUUGGGUUGCCGUAUGGGUGCUGAAGCGGUAAUGGCUCUGAUGGAAGCCACCCCUGAGACGGAGCCCUGCGUUGUGUCGCUGGACGGUAACCAAGCCGUGCGCCUACCUCUCAUGGAGUGUGUGCGACGUACUAAGGCUGUCGCUCAGGCUAUGGCUGACAAAAACUGGGAUCUAGCUGUGCAACUGCGCGGGCGCAGCUUUGCUCGCAACUUGGAGACGUACAAAAUGUUGACCCGCUUGAAGCCACCCAAGGAGGCGUUCGAUGCGUCUGGCAAACCUGCUGAAGGUUUGACCCUAGCCGUGAUGCACGUCGGCGCGCCGGCUUGCGGUAUGAACGCGGCGGUGCGUUCCUUCGUACGAAACUGUAUCUACCGCGGAGACACGGUGCUCGGCAUCCACGACGGUAUCGAGGGCUUCAUCAGUGGCAACAUCGUCAAUAUGGAAUGGUCUGAUGUAACGGGCUGGGUAGCUCAGGGAGGUGCCUUCCUCGGCACUAAACGUACGCUGCCCGGCGACAAGAAGGCGGAAAUCGCGGCUCGCAUCAAGCAGUUCAAUAUUCAAGGUCUUCUCAUCAUUGGAGGAUUUGAGGCUUACCAAGCCGCCCUGGAGAUCUACGAGGGUCGUGCCCAGUUCCCUGAGUUCUGCAUCCCGUUGGUGGUGAUCCCGUCCACCAUCAGUAACAACGUGCCCGGAACUGACUUCUCUCUCGGAUCCGACACUGCGCUCAACGAGAUCACCGAGAUCUGCGACCGUAUCCGACAAUCUGCUCAGGGAACUAAACGCCGUGUAUUCGUUAUUGAGACCAUGGGAGGGUACUGCGGCUACUUGUCUACUCUGGCAGGUUUGGCGGGUGGCGCGGACGCUGCGUAUAUCUACGAAGAGAAGUUCUCCAUCAAGGACUUGCAACAAGACGUAUACCACAUGGCUUCUAAGAUGACAGGCGGCAUUCAGCGUGGUCUCAUUCUGCGUAAUGAGAAAGCUAAUGAUAACUACAAUACGGACUUCAUUUACCGUCUGUAUUCUGAGGAGGGCAAGGGGCUGUUCACUGCUAGGAUGAAUGUGCUUGGUCACAUGCAACAAGGUGGAUCUCCAACGCCUUUCGAUCGUAACAUGGGAACCAAGAUGGCAGCCAAGUGUCUGCACUGGUUGGUCGAGACCAUCCAGAAGGGACCGGCCAACACUCCCGACUCCGCCUGUCUGCUGGGCAUCGUUAAGAGACAGUACAAGUUCUCUCCCCUUGAGGACUUGAAGGCGCAGACUAACUUUGCCCAGAGAAUACCGAAGCAGCAGUGGUGGAUGAAACUGCGUCCAUUGCUCCGUAUCCUGGCGAAGCACGAGUCUACCUACGAGGAAGAGGGCAUGUAUAUGACAGUGGAACAAGGAGAGAUCGACUCCGAAAAUGUUAUAUAAAAUGUCCCAGAGAUUCACAUCCACCGAAAAUGUUAUAUUACACAAUUCAUAGCUAAAAUAUACAUCUGUUGUUUUUUGGGGGUAUACUCAUCUAAUCACAGGCUAAUCUGUUUGGUCUGUGUAAUUUAGAUAAACUAAAAAGGUCCUGUGUACACAUUUUACGUGACCUUAAAGAUUAGAUAAUCAUUUUAAAUAAUUGUGUGCUUAUUGUGUAUAUGUGUAGCACUCUUCUGUUAUGCCCUACUUCGUUCACAAAUCACGUGUGUACAUAGGGCCUUACUAUUUAUUUUAUUUAUUUAGUAAUGUUGCAAAGGUGCAUAACUUGUAUGCUUCUUCUAAAUGUCGUUAUUGUAAUCUCCAGUAGACAAGUUAUAUUCACUACACGGUGCACUAGGAUUUAUUCUCGAAAUUAUUAAUUUAAAUUGUGUAUAUUGAUGUCCAAAAAGUAUUAGAAGCGAUUGUAGAUUUUAUGUAAAAGACGAAAAGAAAACUGAUUCUUAUUCUGCCAUUUUAGUUUUUAGGGAAUAAUAUUAUUAUUAACUUUCAUGACAUUCAUUUAAAGAGGUUGAAGUUCGAGGCUUUCCAUUUCAAUACAUUGUGUGAUUUAAUGGCUUUAUUUCAGUUACCACAGACACAUAAAGUAAAUAUAUUUUUAAUGUUACAUCGUAGAUGUAUUCAGCGUGCUAUUACAGUGUAACUAACUUUAUAUAACACAUAAGUACAGCAUUACAACAACACUGAGUGGCUGUGGACUGACUGUUUCUUUUUGUGAAAAUAAUGGUGUUAAUUUAUUUUACUAGGAUCACUUUUAUAAUUUAUUUAGGGAGAUGAAUAUAUGAGAUUCUUAUUUUAAGAUUUUGUUUUUGAAAUGUUUUAUUAUAUUGAUUGGCUACCGAGUAUUUUGUAUCAGAGAUUAUGUUAUAAGAAUUAUGUAGACAAUAAGAGUAAAUUGAUAGAAAUUAUUAUAUUAGACAGUAUUUCAUGAGAUAUCGUUAUUCAUGUAAUCAAAUUAUGAAAAAUUAUAAGUUUUUGUCAUGUUGAUGACACGUGAAAUUUACAAUAAAAGUUAUUGUCGUA